This is a messenger RNA of Miscanthus lutarioriparius, 414 nucleotides long. NCBI's taxonomy places the organism in Eukaryota, Viridiplantae, Streptophyta, Magnoliopsida, Poales, Poaceae. The record is from the annotation of a GenBank genome assembly.
AUGGGGAGGAUUUUAGAGGUGUUGUCAAAAUCAGACAAGCACCCAAUGGAAAGGUUCUUCAAAUGCCCGAGGAAGUACAAGAAGUUUCCUCUUUGUGAUUUCUACAUGUUCGAAGAAGAAUAUGCCAACUUUCUUGUUAAUUAUGGGAUGCUUCCAAAAUCUGAGAUGUGUCAUUACCAUCCAUUGGAGAUGACAGAUGAUAGUGUGCAAGCUGAGAUGUAUGAACAUGUGAUGAAGAAAGAAGCUGCUGGUGUGUAUGAGCACAGGAGGACUAUAGCUUCGGCCAAGAAGGGAGGCAAGAAGAAGCAAAGACAUUUGAAUUGGAUGAUGUGUGUUGGUGUUGCUGUCCUAGUGUUGUUAGGUUUCAAUUCUGCCAUUCUCCUUGUGUUGGUUGUGAUGCAAAUGUAUAAGUAG